AUGCCUGCGCACGAAGCCCUCCUGAUCCUCGUCAUCAGCUGCCUCGCUGUUAGCGCCACUGUAACAGCCGCUCCCGACUACCGCGAUGCGUUGUCGAAAGCGCUUCUGUUCUUCGACGGCCAACGGUCGGGUAACCUCUCAGGCGCCGCGAUCAAGACCAGGACGACGUGGCGCGGCGACUCCGGUCUCACCGACGGCAAAGCGCAGAAGGUCGACUUGGUAGGCGGCUACUAUGACGGCGCGGGGAACGUUAAGUACGGGCUGCCGCUGGCCUUCUCCCUCACGCUGCUCUCCUGGGCCGCCAUCGAUUACCAGCAGCAGCUCGGCGCUUCAGGCGGCCAGCUCUCCGCGGCUCGCGACGCGAUUCGCUGGGGGACGGAUUACCUCCUUAAAGCGCACACGAGCGCGAAUGAGCUCUGGGUGCAAGUAGGCGACGGUCCGAGCGACGAUCUGUGCUGGCAGCGGCCCGAGGACAUGACGACGGACCGCACCGCGUACCGAGUGAACGCGACGCGGCCGGGGUCUGACGUUGCAGGGGAGACGGCGGCGGCAAUGGCGUCGGCGUCGCUGGUGUUCGCGAAACUGGAUCCCUCGUAUUCGUCGCUGCUGCUGAACCGCUCCCAGCAGCUGUUCACGUUUGCGGACACUUAUCGCGGGGUGUAUUCCGAUUCUAUCCCCAUUGCGAGACGGAACUAUCCCUCGUGGACCGGAUACGAGGACGAGUUGGCGUGGGCGGCGGCGUGGCUGCACCGAGCAACGGGGUCAACGCAAUACCUCGAGUACCUGGCGACGAGCGACGAGCAGCUGCAAGGGUCGUCGGAGGCCACCACGGAGUUCAGCUGGGACGACAAGUUCGCUGGCGCGCAAGUGCUGGUGGCUAAGGUAGCACUGCAGGGCAGCGGGGCGGCUAAUCUGAGCACAGCAGCACAGGCGGUGGUGGAGGGUUACAGAGGCAUGGCAGACGCCUUUGCAUGUGCCUACCUGCCAGACAACCCACUGCACUCCGUCUACAUCACUCCAGGCGGGCUGGUGUACAUACGAGCGCGCAACAGCCAGUACGCCACGUCAGCCGCGUUCCUGCUGCUGCUCUACAGUGACUACCUGGCGUCGGCCAAUCAGACGCUCUCGUGCGACGGCACGCAGUACUCGCCUGCUGACAUGGCGGCCUUCUCCAAGUCACAGGUGGAUUACCUGCUAGGUGUCAACCCUCUCAACGCCUCCUACAUGGUCGGCUUCGGCCAGUCGUACCCGCAGAAGCUGCGCCACCGGGCGGCAUCCAUCGUCUCUUUCAAAGCGGACAGCACGCCGGUGUCCUGUGAGGGCGGCAAGACGGAUUGGCUCAUGAGUCCAGACCCCAACCCCAACGUGCACGUGGGAGCGAUCGUGGGGGGGCCUGAUGCGGACGAUGCAUUCAUGGACGACAGGCAGCAGGCAGCCUUCAACGAGCCGUCACUAUUCACCAAUGCUGCUGCCGUCGGUGCCCUUGCCCGCCUUUCAGCCGGCGCUCUCCCCCCCGGCCCCUCGCCCCCCCCUGCUCCGCCCUCCCCUCCCCCUCCGCCAUCCCCUCCCCCCGCUCCCCCCCCUCCCCCGCGCCCGCCCAAGCCCCCUCCGCCUCCCCCCAGCCCGCCCUCCCCUCCGCCUUCGCCCCCACCUCCAGCCCUUCGUCCCUCCUUCUGGUGCUCUCAACUAUUCUCUUCCGAACCCCUCCCUCCCACCUAUCUCUCCCCCUCUCUCCCCCAGCCUCGCAAGUCACCGUCACCUGCACCUCUCCCGGACUGGGCCAGGAACCUGGGCCCGGGGGGGAGUGCGUCGUUUGGGUUCAUACAGGAGAAGGCAGUCACGCCGCAGUUCAGCGUUCUGGGGUAUUUCUCGAAUGCACCCCCCGCGCCGAGUGCAAAUGGCGGGUCUCCUCCUCCCACCCAACCGCCUUCCUCUCCUCCUACACUUCCGCCUCCUCCUCUCCCUCCCCCCGCAAGCUCCCCCCGCCCCCCUCCCCCUGGAGCAUCUGCCCCAUGUCCUCCUCCCCCGCUGCAGACCGGGUUCCCCCCUCCAGCCAACACCCCUCCUGCUGCCACUCCCCCUCCUGCCUCUCCUCCUCCCUCCUCCGCCUCUCUCUUGCUCGAGCAAAACCUGCUCUACGAAUGGCCUCCUGACGCUGCAGCAUUCAACAUCACCAUUUCAAACCCAUCCACUCGCACCGCUGUUGCGGUUACCAUAUCCGUAACCCUGCUGGUAGACGACCCGCCAAUCACGAGCGUCUGGGGUCUUUCCGCUGCGGGCAGCUCCACAGACAGCUCUUCGGGCAGCUUGAAAAUUGUGACACUGUACCGGGUUUCGGCGAAUCUGCUGCCCAUGCUGCCUGGAGAGUCGGCGCAAGUAGGGUACAUCAAGUCUGGGCAGCCCGGAAAUGUUUCCAUUGCGGAGGUAGCAUGGUUGGAACAAUCCCCCCCUCCCCCUUCUCCUCCCACCAAACGAUCUCCUCCUCCCAAACCACCCCGUCCCCCUCCUCCGAAACCCCCCCGACCCCCUCCCCCUCGCCCCCCAAAGCCACCUCCCCGACCCCCACCCCGCCCUCCCCCACGCCCUCCCCCACACCCUCCCCCGCGGCCCCCUCCACGGCCCCCAAGACCUCCUCCUCGCCAAAAAAGGCACUAG
Molecule: messenger RNA, 2655 nt
Organism: Closterium sp. Naga37s-1
Lineage: Eukaryota; Viridiplantae; Streptophyta; Zygnematophyceae; Desmidiales; Closteriaceae
Source: the annotation of a GenBank genome assembly